Molecule: messenger RNA, 1490 nt
Organism: Chenopodium quinoa (quinoa)
Lineage: Eukaryota; Viridiplantae; Streptophyta; Magnoliopsida; Caryophyllales; Amaranthaceae
Product: translation initiation factor IF3-4, chloroplastic-like
Exons: 9
Coding region: 142-1041 (299 amino acids)
Biological process (GO): ribosome disassembly; translational initiation
Molecular function (GO): ribosome binding; translation initiation factor activity
Source: RefSeq, a predicted model, not a curated record
UAGACCGCCCUAGUUCCAAAAUAACCCAAAGUCGAAAGUCGAGAGACUCGAAACACUGAACAUCCAGAAAGAGGAAGAGAAGAGACUGUGUUUGUGUGGAUAAGAGGCAAAGAAGAAAAAAAAAACAGAGGAACAACAACAAUGGCAGGUUUAGCUACUACUGCAGGCAAUAUCUUAGCUCCGCCAUUGUUAACCCGCCUCAAGCUCAAACCUCCUUCUACUCCACUUCUUUCUCUCUCCUCUUUUCAAUCCAAUCUCUUUGGCCUUCGUCUUUGUAUUUCUACCUUUCAUUUUCAAUCCUUUCCUCUUUCUCUCUCCUCUUCUCACCGUCUUUCUGUUUCUGCUCGAUAUUCUGGGAAGAACAACGAUGAUGAUCAAGCUCUUGAUAUUUCUACCGUUAGGUCGGAUAAAGUUAGGUUAAUUGAUGAGCAGCAAAAUAUGAUUGGAGUUGUAUCAAAAGGCGAAGCAAUUCGAAGAGCUGAGGAUUCACAGCUUGAUUUGGUGGUUCUCUCACCCGAUGCAGAUCCUCCAGUUGUCAGAAUAAUGAACUAUGAUAAAUAUAGAUAUGAACAGCAGAAGAAGAAAAGGGAACAACAGAAGAAAAGUGCUGCUAGUCGUAUGGACUUAAAAGAACUCAAGAUGGGGUACAACAUCGAUGUCCAUGAUUAUUCUGUGCGCCUUAGAGCUGCACAAAAGUUCUUAAAAGAUGGUGACAAGGUAAAGGUUAUGGUAACUAUGAAAGGACGUGAAAAAGCCUUUCUAGAUAAGGCGAUUCAGCUCAUCAGAAAGUUCCAAAGUGACCUUGGUGAGCUUGCAACUGAGGAGCACAACAAUUUUGCUCGUCGCAGGAAAGAAGAUUUCACCGAGAGAUUUAUAUUUUUGAUUCUUGUACCAAAUAAAAAUGUCGUGCAAAAGGCCCCAGAAGGGCCAAAGAAGAAGCGUGAUUCAGCUCCUAAUGAAGUCUCAGUUGCCUCUAAUGAAGUCUCGGCUGCUCCUAGUGAAGUCUCUGUUGCUUCUAAUGAAGUCUCGGCUGGUGUUUAGUGCUACAAAAGUGGUUCAAGCUCUACUGAGAAAAUAGGUGGCUGAUAGUCUUCAUGAUGUACAAGGUUUGAUAGCAAAUUACAGCUUCUGUAUAGCAUUAAUGGAAUAGAGUUUGUACGGCUUACACAGUUUGCUCAAGAUUGUAUAAAUAUCUUUCGAGUUGCUGUGCUAGAAUCAGUAUUAUAUCGUUCUUGAAAUUAUAUGAAAAACAUUUUUCUUAACAACGAUAGGCCACCAAUUACAUCAACAUCAAUUGCUUAGAGCAUGGUGAGAUUUUUGUUGUAAAUUCUACCUCAAUUAUACGAGAAGAAUUUUGAUGGAUUAGAAUUUAAGCAAUCUACUAUAUCUCGUACAUGUAAAAGUAAAACUUUCCUAUCAACUCAAUUACUUGUUGAAGGGCAGUGUAGUACAUUUAUUGAGUGAAUUGUUGUAUGACUUAUUGAGCUUUA